This is a messenger RNA of Photinus pyralis (common eastern firefly), 2366 nucleotides long. Its product is annotated as gastrula zinc finger protein XlCGF8.2DB-like. Gene Ontology annotation, biological process: regulation of transcription by RNA polymerase II. The transcript is spliced from 2 exons. The record is from RefSeq and is a predicted model, not a curated record. NCBI's taxonomy places the organism in Eukaryota, Metazoa, Arthropoda, Insecta, Coleoptera, Lampyridae. Gene Ontology annotation, molecular function: RNA polymerase II transcription regulatory region sequence-specific DNA binding; DNA-binding transcription factor activity, RNA polymerase II-specific. Bases 144 to 1205 code for a protein of 353 amino acids. Gene Ontology annotation, cellular component: nucleus.
UAUAAGAUGGCGGCCAUUUUUGUUACCUAUGUAAUUUCCACGGUUUAUUUUAAUAAAGUAUUGAAGUAUUUUGGGAGUAUUUGAGUGAGAAGUUAACAGUGUAACGUGUAACUCUUAUUCAACAAAUUUAAUCAUCAGAAAGUAUGGACAGAAAUGAUGUACCACACAUUAAAAUUGAACCAAAUCAAGAAGAUGAAAUCAAUUCCUUUCUUCAGGGGCACUGUUCAGUAAGCAACAAAGUUUUGGUGACUGUAAAGGACGAAACUACCAUUAGUACUCCGUGUUCUAAAUUUCUUUAUCAUGAAGAAGUACAGCAAAACUCUGACUUUCAAUGUGACUUUUUAAUGCAAUAUAAAACAGAGUACAAAGAUUUAAAAUGUGCUUAUUGUGAUUAUGAAACAAAUGUUAAACGCAACUUCGAGCACCAUGUUUUGAAACAUAAAGUUUCUAAGGAUUUCAAAUGUGCUAAUUGUGAUUAUGAGACAAAUCUUAAAGACAGCUUAAAAAAACAUCUUUUAAAACAUAAAGUUACUAAGGAUUUUAAGUGCGGUGAUUGUCAUUAUGAAACAUAUUAUAAAUCCAAUCUGAAAAAACACCUUUUAAAACAUGAAGCUUUCAAGGAUCUUAAAUGUAUCGAUUGUAAUUAUAAGACAAAUUAUAGAAACAACUUUAAACAACAUCUUUUAAAACAUAAAGUUUCGAAGGAAUUUAAAUGUGCUGAUUGUGAUUAUGAGACAUAUUAUAGAAGCAACCUUUUACAACAUCUUUUAAAACAUAAAAUUUCUAAGGUUUUUAAAUGUGCUACAUGCGAUUAUAGGACGACUAAUAAAUACCACUUCAAACGACAUCUUUUAAUACAUAAAGUGUCUAAGGAUUUUAAAUGUGUUUAUUGUGAUUACGGCACAAAUGAUAAGUGGAUGUACAAACAACAUCUUUUAAUACAUAAAGUAUCUAAGGAUUUGAAAUGUGCUGCUUGUGAUUAUAAGACAAAUUAUAAAAGCAACUUCAAACAACAUCUUUUAAAACAUAAAGUGUCUAAGGAUUUUAAAUGUGGUUUUUGCGAUUAUGAGACAAAUUUUAAAGGCCACUUCAAUCAACAUCUUUCAAAACAUAAUGUUUCUAAGGAUUUUAAAUGUGGUUUUUGUGAUUAUGAGACAAAUUUUAAAGGCUACUUCAAACAACAUCGUUUAAAACACAGUUUCUAAGGAUUUGAAAUGUGGUACUGUACGUUUUAAAACAUAAAAAGGUCUAAGGUUUUUAAAUGUGCUAAUAGUGAUUGAUAUAUAAUAGAUUGAACUUUACACUAUACUUUUUGGGAUACAUUAUACACUAUCUUCAAAUCAUAUGUGGUCCUGAGCUCAUUCAACCAAAUAAAUUUAACGACUACGAACUGCGUUAGAAACUACAAUUUGAAUAUUUACUUUGUUCCAUUAGUACAUUAAAUGUGUAGGUAUUCGAUUUUCUGUUUCAGAAGUAGAAGUAGGUAUACAGAGCGUAGGGUGGAAAAAGUCAUGGAGCAAAUUAUUAACUGUAUGUAUUAACUUCAAACGUGUGUAGCAGUAAUGGUUAACAACAAAACUCUUUUGGGUUUAAUUCCGCAUGAGGGUGUAAGCAAAGUUGGCUGUGACAAUAGCGCUUUUGACAAGAAAAAGACCAUGAGCACAUUCUCUACAACGUAUUUCUUAACUUCCCCAAGCGACGUUGUAACUUGAUCUCUUAACACCCCUAAAAACCACCCGAAAACUGCCCGUUCCCUGCAUUUCUAGCUAGGAAAAAACUGGACUGCAGGUGUUUGAAAUGGUAAACACGUGGUCUUCCGAGAAAUUCCAUCAGUCUCAUUUACGCUCUUUCCCUUUUCUGUAAUCUCCCCAGAUUUCGGUUGGCAGCAUUUUGUAACUAACACGAUGUAUAGGGUGCUUCGUAUCGACAAUCAAAUUCACAGGAUGUUGCUGAGGUUGGGGAAUCUCAGUAUUUUGAAGUUUUUUUUCCUUUUAAAACUAAUGCCAAUGAUAAAAUGGAAAUUUGGCAUUGUAUAAGAUCUUCCACCACGUUAUUUAUCUGUGGUAACGUCAAUGAAGUUAUAGAUUAGGAAUAUGUCGGUUUAUUUUUGUCACAAGUACAUAAUAUGAAAAAUCUUUCAUGUGUAAAGUAAAAACACUGCGAUCAUACAGAAAAUAAGCCUACAACUACAUAUCUAUUCGUAUCGGUAACUUGCGCCGUCGCGGUGUAGCCAUCUGCGCUAAUGCCACGCAUGCUUUACCUGCGCUUAUCUAUGCGAUAUGGCGAUUAAUCCUGGAAACAUACUUCCAUGCGCCACCUGAUAGCUGAGCGAAGAACUACGUGUCUGACGAUACGUAAGAGCCCCA